ACAAACUAUUCCAAAAAUCUACUAUGUUGGAGUCUGUAGAAUAACUAGAUUUCUCUUUGUGGAAAUACAGUAACAAUUGUUCUGUGAAACUUACGAGUUAAUAUAUAUUUUUUCUCCAGAUUUUGAUGCACAGAGGAAUCAAGGGAAGGCUUUGACCAUGUCUACAAGAGACACAGAAGGUGAAGAGCAUGCAGCCCUGUUGAACUUUCUCGGCAAACUUGGACUGGAGGACUUUUAUCCCAACAAGCUCAAUCUACGGUCUCUCUUUGAGAUCAACAAAAACAGUAUUGAGGAAAAAUCAGUUUUAUCGCUGAAGGACAUACCAUGGUGUUUUCUCAGAAAACUGUUGCAAAUAAAUGCAGAAUGCAGGAGCUCAAUACAAUCAUCAAUCAGGCCAAAGGAAAACAUUGAGGAAGACGAUCUCUCUGAUGAAGACCUUUACACCGCUGAUGACUCUAGAGAUGAUGAGGUUAACCCCCUCGACCUCAUAGUCGCUCUCUUCCAUUGCGCUGACAGCUUCCUGCAGCAGGAAAUGGCCCUCAAGAUGUCAAUGUGCCAGUUUUCUCUUCCUCUGCUGUUGCCCCGCGGCCACAAGAGUCAGUGUACCCUGAUGCUGUGGGCUCUGAGAGACAUCGUCAAAGAGUGGCGUCCACAUGAUAUGUCUGAAUCAAGAGGGUUUGUUGAAGACAACAUUGUCCAAGCAAAAAUACCAUUCUUCUCCUUUGUGAGGCUGAAGAACAGUAGUUUAUCCAAGUCCCAGGUUUUGAAUCAUGUCCUCAGCAGUGGGCAACAGAACUGCAACAUCUUCAUACACAGAGAUGUGGAGGGGGGGGCAGUCAAAAGAGAAAUUGCAAAUGGGCUUGUUGAGGUUUGCUGGUACCUUCCCUCUGGCGGGGAAAAACUUGACAUUUUUCCUGAGUCUACUGCCUUUGCAAAUUUGCGAGGGGACAUUUGUGAAUCACUCACACAAUUCAACUUUCUCUUUCAAGUAUCAACAGCUACCUUUGUGUUUCUGGACAGCGUUGAAGAAAGUGAGCACAGGAUUCUAUCUUCUCUUCAAGAUGUGAAAUCCAAACUCUUCUUAGUCGUCAAUCGAAAGGGAGGGAAUGCCAGUGAGGAGAUGAUGUCUGUGCAGAGAUUGGUGGAUGAAUUAGGUUUACCAAAGAACAGAGUGAAGGUAAAAGACCAGAGGAUAAAUGUGGCAGAGUUCUCACAGAAACUUUGUGAGGUCAUCAAGGCAUCCCUGUUGGAUGUGAAAGACACCAUGAGCAUUGUAGAUAUGGUUGGAAAAGCUGUUGAACUUGGUCUGUCUGUGGACGAAAGCAAAAGUGACGCACAGAGAAAAGCAGCUGAGGAGAUCAUGGGCGACAUUAGAGUGCGAAGUAUACCACACUAUAAAAAACUAAAUCUGACUUUGCAAGGAGCGAACUGGAAGAGGUUGUCAAAGUUAGAAAAGGAAGAGUGUAGACUGAAGACAUCUGGUGAUUCCGGCCUUGAAGACUAUAAAUGUCAACUACAGGAAGAGAAAAGACAAAUCAGACAGGAGCAACAAAAUUCUGACGUCUCCAAAGGAAUGAAGAGUUUCAUCAAGUGCUUAUCUACAGAUGACAAAGAAAAAAGAGAUGUUUUCCUUAAGUGGAUGAAACUGAAGUUUAAUACACAUUCACGAGGCAAACUCUCUGUGUUACGUCACAAAUUCAAAGAGCAAUGCAAGAAGAAAGACGCCAAACUCAUAGCAGAGUUAGACCAAGCUUUGGUGGAUAGCUCUUUAGGAACAGAGCAUUACAUGAGAGAGAUGGGACUGAUCUACGAGUUCUCAACCACCAGCUCAACAGCUGAUGAAAUAUCCCAGCUCCCUGGUUUGGCAGCUGAAAUGCUGUUGGAUGGAUAUCCUUUAGAGCUUUUGGACGGAGAUGCCUCCAACGUCCCAGAGAGAUGGGUGACAGACGUACUGAUGGAGCUUCACAAGAAGGUUGGACAGAGGAGCAGACUGUUGGUACUGACUGUGUUGGGUGUUCAGAGCACCGGUAAGUCAACGCUCCUCAACACCAUGUUUGGUGUGCAGUUUCCUGUCAGCAGCGGCAGAUGCACAAGAGGAGCUUUCAUGCUCUUCCUCAAAGUUGGAGAGGAUUUGAAAAGCGAGUUAAACUGUGAUUUUAUCGUCCUCAUUGACACAGAAGGUCUUAAGUCUCCUGAUCUGGCACAACUAGAGGACAGUUAUGAGCACGACAAGCUAGCAACCUUUGUCAUUGGCUUGAGUGAUGCCACCAUUAUCAACAGCAAUGGAAACGCAGAAGAAAUGAAAGAUGUCCUGCAAAUUGCAGUGCACGCAUUCUUGAGGAUGAGAGAAAUUGGAAAAAAGCCAGUUUGUCAUUUUGUUCACCAGAAUGUUUCAUCAGUUUCAGCUCAUGACAAGAACAUGACACAAAGAAAACAUCUCCUGGACCAACUCAAUGAAAUGACUCAAAUCGCAGCUGAAAUGGAAAAGAAACCUUCUAUCAAAGAGUUCACGGAUGUGCUGGACUAUGACAUGGACAAGAACAACUGGAACAUCCCAGGACUCUGGCAUGGAACACCACCAAUGGCACCAGUGAACACAGGUUACAGUGAAGCUGUAGCACAUUUCAAGAGAAACCUUCUGCAAACAGUGAAGAAGGACCCGUGCAAUGAAGUGUCGCAGAUCCCAGAGUUUCUGGAAUGGAUGAAGAGUCUCUGGCGGGCAGUGAAAUAUGAGAACUUCAUCUUUAGUUUCAGAAACACUCUUGUGGCUCAUGCCUAUGACAACUUGUGCAAAGAGUUCAGUCAGUGGGAAUGGGAGUUCAGAAAAGAGAUUCUGACCUGGCAAACACAAGCAGAGGUAGAAAUCUUGAAUGCUGACAAUGAAUCUGAGGGAGAAACUUGGAACAGAUUAGUUGGAGGAAAAAAAUCUGAAUUGUCAGACAAAAUAACAGACCAACAAACAAAAAUGAGGGAAAAAAUCUAUGACUACUACAAGAUGAAAGGCAAACGAGUUAAUCUGAUAGAGAAAUACAAAGAGGACUUUUUAAACAGUGUCAAAGGCCUUGCAGAUGAAAUCAAACGUUCUGUUUGGGUAAAACUGGAUUGCAUCCUCGAACUAAAACUAAGUUCAAAAAAGGUUCAGGACAUUCAGAGAGAAUACAGAGGUGUGAUUGAACAGAAGGUCCUGAAGCUUCAGGGUGACUGCGACGUGUCAACUCUGACUGAGGAAGAGCUGACACAAGAGUUUGAAAAGAUGUGGGCUGAAGCCACUGUAAACAUGUCCGGCCUGAAAGAGCGAGACAUUGCAGCAUGCGUCCUGAAGCAGCUGACAAAAGACUUCUGUAAUCGAAACGUCAAUGAGGCUUUGCAGAAAGUAACAGACCUAAAGGAAAUGGGGACAGGUCCAUUUGAAACUAGACAUGAUCACGUAGACACUUUUAUGCAGAAGUUCCAACAUCUGUGGAAAGGACAUUUGCAGAGCUUUGCAGACAGAAUCAUUGACUCUUGUACAAGGUUUGUACGUGAUAAAGUAAAGACCGAUGGAGAUUACCAGGACUCUUUCACAAAGGAGCUUCUCGAAAUAACGGAUAAAUCCCUGAAACAAGGUAACACCCAUCACAAAACAAAUAUACAGUUUGAGAUUGACCUGAAACUUCACAUUUGUGGCAUUGCUUCAAGGGAAUUUGUCAAAAUGCACAAAAGAUUCUUGUCAGAUAAUAAUCCUCACACUCAGCUGGAAAAGUACAAGACUCAGUACCUGUCAGAUUUUCUCGAUUUAUACAAAAACCAAGAUCACUGCCAACGCAAAGCAAAAGAUUUUGUCCAGUCUUGUAUCAAACCUGCUGUGAAACAGUUCAUCUGUGGAUCUCUGGGAGUAGACAUUGUGGAGGACAUUCUGACAGGUUCCCAUUCAGCAGAGUAUAGUUCUCGCACAAUCUUCCAGUACAACAUUCAGAAAGAGUUGCUGCAACAGGAAGACUUCAAGGGUUUUUUCAGUUACAUUACUAACUAUGAAAUAUAUGUUAAGGAUUGGAUAUUUCAGCACAUCCUGCAAAAGAUGUCAGUGGAGAAGACUUUGUGCAAACUGAAGAACAACAAUCUACAAGUCAUCGACAAAAAAAUAUCAGAAGCGAUAGAUCGGGCAGCAAUAGGAGAGGAUGGUGUUCUGCUGCCAGAUAACAAGGAAAGCAUCACAAAGCUAAUCAGCAACAUGCGCAAACAUUUGAUCAAAGACAUCUCAGUUUCAGUGGAGGCUGAAGAAACCACCUUGUUUCAAAUCCAAAGCUCAUGUCAUUCAUUCAUCAAGUGUCUCAAGAUCUCAAUGAAGGAGUUGAAGGACCAACUGGAAGAGGAGUUCUCAAACUCUGACGACAUCACUGAGACUCUGAACAAGCUUCCAAUCAAACCACAGGAUGAGCUUUUCCAGCGAGUGUUUGGUUGUGGACGACAGUGUCCAUUUUGUAAAGCUCCCUGUGAGGCCGGUGUCACAGAACACAAGCAGCAUCAUGCAGCCAUUCAUCGGCCACAAGGUCUUGGCAGCUACAUGCAUGACUCAAGUGAGAGGCUGGUUAAUUCACUGUGUACAACUGACGUGCACAGUGAUCGUAAAUUCAAAAACACAGACACCAAAGGAGAGUGGCAUCCUUACAAGGACUACAACAAGUACUAUCCAGACUGGAUCAUUCCUCCAGACUCCACCACAGAGGCAUCUGACUACUGGAAGUACGUCCUGGUGCAAUACAAUGACAGAUUUGCUAAAAUAUAUGAAGUCAAACCAGCUGAAGUCCCAGAGGCCUGGAGGAGACUCACAAAGGAACAAGCUCUGAAGGGUUUGAGAGACGCCUUCAACAUGAAGUGAACAAAGUGCAACUGAACACAUCAGCUUCUCCAGAAGUCUCAGGAAAACGUCUGGACCUCCGUGCAUGUCUGGAAGCAAAUUCAGAGAACGACAAGUCUUCAGUCUAAUUCAGCUUCAGGAACUUUUCAAAUUUUGGGGGGAAUCUGUGCAAGAACUUAUUGUUUGGUUUGUUUUUGUUUGUUUUACUCUUGUGUAUCUUUUUUGUUCAUGUGACUAAACCACCAAUUUGUUUCAGUGAAAAUGAAGAAAGAACAACAGAGUAAGUUUGGACUUCUGUGCAUCUUCUUUUCUUUACGACUCUUCGAUGAUUUAUUUUUUGGUAUUUUUUUUACGGUGUCAAUAGUCACUCGCCCUCGAGCGAUAAAAGAAAUAAACGAGAAAUGUAAAAAUAAAUGUAUAUUUUUUACCUGUAUUUUUGUUCCUUUUUGUUGCCGUAUGUUUGUGUAUAUGAUGAAUUAUCUUUUAUAUUACUUUACGUAGUUCAGGGCAGAGAAACAGAUGUGCAUGGUGAUGUGGAUGAUGAAGUUAUGAAUGUAUUAUCUCUAUGUAGGUAAUGACUAUAAUGAAACAAUGGUGAUGUACAAUAUACUAAGACCAUGUGAUGAAAUAUUCAGUCAUAUACUGCCAUUUAUAUCGUUACUUUUAUUUUUUAAGUUGUUUAAGUUUGCUCAAGCAAAUAUUGUUAUUCACAUAUUGUUAAGGAUUAACUUUUGAUUCAUAUUCUUCUGAUUAAAAUGUAUUUUUCCAUUAUUUACAUGCUCCGUUCUAAAUGUCAAGUACAGUACUAAGGACAAUUGAUGAUGAUGAGAUGAUGAUGAUGAUGAUGAUGAUGAUGAUGAUGAUGAAGCACAAAUUGUCUUUGUACGUUUUUAUUUUUGGGACUUUUUUGUCAUUUUUGCGAAUGACAGUUGAUAAUGUGACGAAUUUACAAGCUACAAUAAAUGAUGAGUCAGUUGA
This is a messenger RNA of Hippoglossus stenolepis (Pacific halibut), 5815 nucleotides long. RefSeq names its product up-regulator of cell proliferation-like. The record is from RefSeq and is a predicted model, not a curated record. Lineage: Eukaryota; Metazoa; Chordata; Actinopteri; Pleuronectiformes; Pleuronectidae. Gene Ontology annotation, molecular function: GTP binding.